UACAGACUGGUGCAGGGGAGCAGUGCAACGUCAUUAUCUGCACCCAAACAAGACUCACCGUGACCACUAUAGCUCGGACCUGCCUAUGAGAUGUGUCUGGGACAGCCAUGCCUACAGGACUUGCAACUCUCACUGCUUGUGACCUGUGUGAUUGUUUUAUUUAAGCCUCUAUAGUAUGUGAAAUAUGUGACUGAUCUGCUUUGGCUGAUAGUGCUUGUGUGUUGUAAAAUAUACUGAGCAUUCCUGUGGCGUUGUAAUGCUGCACUGAAACUUUCUCUAUUUGCUAUAAUAUCUCUUAUUGCUUUAGAAAUUGAGUCUGUAUUUCUUUCAGUUUCCUGACUUUAGACUGUGUUUGUGCUCCAUCUCUGCAUUACUAUUUUGUCCUAGUGCCUGUGUGUUUGCUGGGCACCUCUCUAUGGUUCCCCAUCCUAGGUCCUAGCAAGAGACAUGAGUUCAGGAUAUCAGGAAACCAACAUAUGGGCACAUUUAUUUCUGCUGAUGUUAACCCCCCUGCUCUCUGGAGGAGAAAAUGAUCAGAUAGUGUAUGAAGUAACUGGAUCACAAAUCUCUUCACAACCCUUAAAUACCUCUCUGGCGCUGAAGGAAUGGCUUUCAUCAGAGACUGCUACUGCUCAUGAACGCGAAUGGCAUUACACAAAAGUAAAAAAAAUAACGGAAACACUACCAACCUCACCUCCUAAUGUUAUUAGAUUUAACCGAACUAUAUCGAAUAUUGCACUUUCUGAGCAUAAGGAUGUGAAGUUUAGUUGUUCAGUUGUGGUUCCUGAGAUUUAUAUUGGAGAACAGAUUACCUGGUGGAAGGACGGCAUGUUACUACCGUCAUCAGAACGCAUUUCCAUCCAGUCUUUUGAGAUUGAACAUAAUGAAAUGGCCACUAUGUUGUCAUCUUGCAGCAUUUCAGACGUGAAGAGGUCAGACAAUGGGUCAUACACGUGUAAAUUAAAAAUGAAAGAGAAUGAAAUUGUUUCAGAUCCAAUCAACAUUGAAGUAGAAGGUCUACCAUAUUUCAUUCGGCAGCCAGAGAGCUUCAGUGUCAUCAAAAAUAUGCCAUUCAAUCUCACCUGUGAAGCUGUUGGACCUCCAGAACCUGUAACCAUUUUCUGGUUUCGGAAUAGUAGAAAAGUUAAUAACACUCCAGAGCUAUCACCAGCUGUUCUGACAGUGCUGGGUUUGGAUGAAUCUGCAACAUUCAGCUGUGAAGCGCACAACACAAAAGGCUUGACUGCUUCCAAAGAAGUCAAAGUCAAUAUAAAAGGUAACCCUGAGCCACCAACUGAAGUGAAAGCUUUAAACAGAGCAGCACAUAGUGUCCGUCUCUCCUGGGUCCCUGGCUUUGAUGGCUAUUCUCCUUUGAGACUCUGCAACAUACAGGUAGAGGAAAUUGCACAAGAAGACAAGAAUUUAACAAUGAUGUUUAGCACCUCUGUUCCCCCUUAUGAACACGAAAUUCAGCAACUGAAAGCAAUUACCGAUUACAACAUCAGUGUUUCCUGCAUGAAUGAAGUUGGCUGGUCUUCCCCAAGCUCAUGGGCUGUGGCCAGUACCACAGAAGGAGCUCCAACUGCUGCUCCUCAGAAUGCAACCACAUUAUUUAAUGACUCCCAACAAGUUCUCAUUGUACAUUGGAUUCAACCUCCCAGUAAUGAGAUAAACGGUGAUCUUUUGGGGUAUAAAGUAUUGCAUUCAUGGCAAACCUAUGGUAACCCUAUGGUAAAUUAUACUGAGAGGGUAAAUUCCUCAGCAGUUUUAAUUCCCAUCAGAGCAACCAAUGCCACCUGCACUGUGUACGUUGCUGCCUAUACAAGUGGAGGUGAUGGACCUUAUAGCCAGGCUGUUCAAAUUCUUAUUCCAGGAGAUGGUUCAAUAACCUCAGAACCUUCUUCUACUCCUGCACCAGGAAAUGCAAGUCCAUAUCUGAUAUUACUGGGAAUUAUUUGCACCCUCAUGAUCUCAGUUCUGAUUAUUUAUGGUUCAUUGAUGAUAAUUAAAAGGAAAAAGGAGAUUCAGUUUGGGAAUGCUUUUGACAACUCUGAUUCAGACAUUGUGGUGAGUUUCACUGCUAAGAAGUCCUACAGCAGAAAAGCAAUUGAAGUGACAUUAAGUACAUUAGGAAUCAGUCAAGAUCUGCAGCAGAAAUUAGAAGAUGUCAUGGUUGACAGAAGCUUGCUGAGUCUUGGAAAGGUCCUGGGCGAGGGUGAAUUUGGAUCAGUAAUGGAGGGGGAGCUCAGAUAUCCUGAUGAUGCAACUCAAAACGUGGCAGUGAAAACUAUGAAGUUGGACAACUUUUCACAAAGAGAAAUAGAAGAGUUUCUAAGUGAAGCAGCCUGCAUGAAAGACUUCAGCCAUCCAAAUGUGAUUAGGCUACUGGGUGUGUGCUUAGAGGUGGGCUCCAGGCGCAUUGCAAAGCCAAUGGUUAUUUUACCGUUCAUGAAGUAUGGAGAUCUGCACAGCUUUUUGCUAUCAUCCCGAAUCGGCGCUGGUCCCCAGCAUGUGCCCUUGCAGACUCUCUUGAAGUUUAUGAUUGACAUUGCUACAGGAAUGGAAUAUCUCAGCAACAAAAAUUUUCUUCAUAGAGAUUUGGCAGCUCGAAACUGCAUGUUGAGAGAUGACAUGACUGUUUGUGUAGCUGAUUUUGGCUUGUCCAAGAAAAUUUAUAGCGGUGACUAUUAUCGUCAGGGACAAAUUGCUAAAAUGCCCGUGAAAUGGAUCGCUGUUGAAAGUCUUGCUGACCGCAUCUAUACAAUCAAAAGUGAUGUGUGGGCGUUUGGGGUAACAAUGUGGGAAAUUUCCACAAGAGGGAUGACCCCAUAUCCAGGGGUUCAGAAUCACGAGAUCUAUGAUUAUUUACUUGAAGGGCACAGGCUAAAGCAGCCAGCAGACUGUUUGGAUGAACUCUAUGAACUGAUGUAUUUAUGCUGGAGAGCAGACCCAGUUGACCGCCCUACAUUUACAGAACUGAAGAAUAAACUGGAGAAACUUUUGAAGAGUUUGCCAGAAGCAAAAGACAAAGAUGUGAUUUACAUUAAUACAAGUUUGCCUGAGGAGAGUGAGCUACUAACGCAAGAUCCAGAAUUAAAUGACAUGGACCUAAAUCUGAAUCCUGACUACGUCGUACAGUCUUGCUCUCCAAAGUCUGAUACCACUACUGUGACAGUGGAAAUUCAUGAUAGCCACGCCCAUGAGGAGAGGUACAUUUUUGGAGGAGCAUCAGAUGAGCAGGCUGGCGCUUUGGAACAGGCUGCUAUUCCGCUGUUACAGGAUAGUUAUCCAUUCAGCAGAGCACCUUGGUGCGAGAGUAGCAGAUGUGUAGGUGACCGCACAUUGACUGAUGAGCUUCUUUUCGCUGAUGACCCUUCAGAGGAUUCAGAAAUUAUAGUGUAGCGAUAAUGCAUUUAUUAACCCCCUCCCCACAAUAUGAAAUGAACUUUUUUAUGUUUCUUAAAAAAAACCUACCUGACAAAAUGUAUGUUUUUUUUUUUUUUACCUUGCUGAGAAAUGUAUAAACCAUUGUAAAUAACAUAGAAUAUUUAGCAGACAAUAUAGAUGAGUGUUACAUAUAUAUAUAUUUGUAUAGAGAGAUAAAUAUAUCAAUAGAAAUUUUUAUUCAAACCACUGAAAUGUAAAUAGUACUGAAGUAAGGGCAGCAGUCUUUAUUUUUAAUCGCCAUCCAGUGUGCCUUUGUAACUUAAACGGACAUAAAACUCAAAAUUUAUAUGCACCUGAAUACAGCAUUUUUGCAAUUAGUAUUAAUAAAAAUGUUUCUAGUAAAUAGUUGUGUUUCAGUGAGAGCAUAUCUUGUACUGGUGACGACUCAAUUUACAUUCUAGGUGAUCAGGUGCGGUGUUUGAAUGGGGGUGCAUGGGGCAUAUGUACAUAUGCUCCGUGCACAGUAAAAGCCAUCACUGAAAUUUCAUAAUUUUUAUUAGAAGCAUUUAUUGUUGUUAAUAUAUUUGCUUCUUUUCCAAAACUUCAUGUCUGAGUCUUAUUUCAUUUAAUAAGGGAUGUAAACAACAAUAGUAUGUUGGGCAUGUGUAGCAACUGCAUACUACAGAAACACACAUUGAAAUACAAAGUAUUUUUUAGCAAAGUUUGAAAUACAAAGUAUUGCACGUGCUUUUCAGUUAUGAGUUUUAUGUCCCUUUAAAAUAACAGAAAAUACAAUAGUAUGCUGAGGCUGUACAGACCUUGAAUAGUGUUGCAACACACUUUGUAAUAUAUUAUUUUUUUUAAAAAGGGGCGGCUAUAGUUUGACAGGCGCUGAUUAGUACAGUCACACAGCAUACUACUGACUUCUAUGGUCCUUUAAUACAGGUAUUUUUUUCUAAGUUAUACUAAACAUUAUUUGAUCUGCAUUUUCACUUGAAAAAUACACUACCUCUUCUUGCUGCAUUAACUCUCUAAACUAGAAGUAGUUUUGUGUUUAAUUUAUUGUCUCAGUAUAUUCUUAUUAAAUCUUAAAGGGAUAUGAAACAGUGCUCUUUUAGUAAAAAUAAAUAUAUGUUAAACCUAAAAAGAAACAGAUUGUGAAAAAAACAGCAAUUGUUUUCUUGCAAAAUGAGCACUGCCACUGCCUAUAGUUACACAAGAAAGCUUACAUGCUGGGAACUUAAAGGGACAGUCUACACUAGAAAGAUACUUACAUAUUUGGAAUCCUUGCCCACUGUUUGAUCCACACAGCAUUAUCCAAAGAAACCAUAAUUUUUUUUAUCGUUAGAUGUUUUAAAAUGGCCGCUGGACUCCUAUUUUCAGUGACAUCAUUCUUUUCAAAGGUAAGAGAGAGGUUUUUUUUCCACUGCAUGCCAAAAAUUACUUUUUCUUUGGAUAACGCUGUACGCAUAAAACAGUGGGCAAGGAUUCCAAAUAUGUAAGUAUCUUUCUGGUGUAGACUGUCCCUUUAAGUUGCAUUCUGCCUCUUCUGAUAAUGGCCAAGAAACUGACUUUCUGUUUCUCUAGUAUUCACUGAACAGAAAGCCAGCUCAAGUUGCUCUAGAAGAUUUAGGACACUAAGCUAUAAUGCAUAUGCCUUCCUGUAGAGACCCCAGUUCACUUGAGGACUGUGACAGGAAGGAAAAAAAAACAUACUAUUAACUAUAACCAAUUGCUUAGUGGUUUUUUUUAUUACAACAAUGAAACAGACUGUUUUAUAUCCCUUUAAUAAACUUCAUUCCACAAGUAACCCAUUCCUACAUGUUGUUUUAAAGAAAACCCCAAACACACUGGGCAAGGUCACAAUCCUAAAUUUUUACUGAGAAUGCAAACAGGCUGCGUUCACUUAAAGGGACAUUGUACUCAACAUUUUUCUAUCUAUAUUUUUUUUUAUUAAAGUAAAAUGUGUUUAAAUUUAAAGUGAAACUACAGAGAGAAAUCCCACAAAGAAUGUUCAUUUAUUCAACCCAGGAAUAAACAUUUUUGAGAUGAAACAAAGAUUUUUUUUGAGUACCAUGUCCCUUUAAAUCAGACAUGCUCAAACUUGGCCCUCCAGAGGUUUUGGAACUACAUUUCCCAUGAUGCUCAGCCAGCACUUAUACAUGCUAUCUUGUUUUACCCUGAAAAUGUGUAAACACUUUAAAAUUAAAGCUAAUAAUGCAUGGCUGGUUUAACACUUUCCUCACUGGCUGAUAAGGCUUCAGCUUUAUUGGAAGAGAGGGACACACCUUUGCUUUACUGGUGGGUAGGGUUACCACCUCAGCCAUGUUUUCCUGGACACUUAUGAAUUAUACAUGCUGCAGGGUGUGCAGGUAGGAACAUGAAUUAAAACCCUGGACAGCACACAAAUAAUAACACUGACCAGCACUAUUAAUGUUCCUCUCUGCACACCCUGCAGCAUGUAUAACUCAUAAGUGUCCAAGAAAACAUGACCGAGGUGGCAACCUUACUGGUGGGUUUAAUCAGCCCAAGUUUUACAAAAAUCAAAUAGAUUUUGAAAUGCCCCUUUUUUAUAUGAAACAAGCAAGAGUUGACUACAUUGUCCCUUUAAGGUUGAUUUAUGGAGUGAAAAUGAGCCACCAUAUUAUGGUAGCACUGGUAGCCAUGUUAUAUAUGUACUAGCCUUAUCCCUUUAACAUACCACCUGCUGCCUACAGCCACAGCAUUAAAGGAAAAGUCAAAAUUAAACGCUCAUGAUUCAGACAGAACAUGUCAUUUUAAACAACUUUCUAAUUAACUUCUAUCAAAUUAGCUUUUAUAUUUCUCUUGGUAUCCUUUGCUAAAAACAUACCUAGGUAGGCUUAUGACCAGCAAUGUAAUACUGGGAGCUAGCUGCUGAUUGGUAGCUAGCUACACAUAUAAGCCUCUUCUUAUUGGCUCACCCAAUGUGUUCAGCUAGCUCCCAGUUGUUUAAAACUGUAUUCUCUAUCUGAAUCAUGAAAAUAUUUUGGGUUUCAUAGCCCUUUAACCCCAUCCUGUCACAAACCCCUGCCUCUGUACCCAGGCAUAUCCACAUACUCACUGUGAAGUUUUUUUUAUUUCACUUGGUGGGUUUAUCAGUGAAAUAAAAAAAUAGUAAUCUACUUUUUCUGUUUCUUUACCUUGCUGAUAAUCUAUUUCUUGACAAAUAAAUGUAGCAAAUUAUCUUUUAGUUACAAUGUUAUCAUGAUAUUUUUAGUAGGUGCUUUAUAUUUAUAUUGUAGAAAUAACAGAGAAAAUGCAAAUCAAAGUACAAUUCAUUGGAUACUGUGUUAUAUUAACGCUUUCAGGGCAUUAUUCUUCUAAAUUUAGCUAAGUUCAAUAAAAUGUGCAUGAAGUGCAUAAAAUACAUUUCAAAUGAUAUUGCGGUUGCAAACUAAAGGCAAGUUGGUCUAUUAAUGGUAUUAUUACUUAUUUAAUAAGUCUUCAUGUUAGUGCUUGAUAAAUCCUGGUAGCCAGCAAAACUAUAAAUCUUAAAGGGAUAGUAAACACCAAAAAUGUUAUUGUUUAAAAAGAUAGAUAAUCCCCUUAUUUACCAUCCCCCAGUUUUGCAUUACCAACACUGUUAUAGAUACUUUUUACCACUGGAAUUACCUUGUAUAUAAGCUUCUGCAGACUGCCUCCUUAUCUCAGAUCUUUUGACAGACUUGCAUUUCAGGCAAUUAGAGUGCUGACUCUUAAAUAAUUCCCAAGUGUGUGAGCACAAUGUUAUUUAUAUGAAACACAUGAACUAAUACCCUCUAGCUUGAAAAACUGUCAAAUGUAUUUAGAUGAGAGGCGGCCUUCAAAGGCUUAGAAAUUAGCAUAUGAGACUACCUAGAUUUAGCUUCAACUAAGAAUACCAAGAGAACAAAGCAAAAUUGAUGAUAAAAGUAAAUUAGAAAGUUGUUUAAAAUGACAUGCCCUAUCUGAACCAUGAAAGUUUAAUUUAGAUUUUACUAUCCCUUUAAAGGACCAUUAUAUUGAGAGAAAAAAAUUGCAUGCUACAAUUUGUUAAAAUUCAGUUUGUGACUCUUUGUAACUUUUUAGAUUGUUCUACCUGCAUUUGCAUAUAAAACCAAGGGGUAGACCAGAAUCCUUUAGAAAAGCUUAUCAAAUUGAUUUAUCUGCAAAAAAGCUUAAUGCUGACAUUUUGUUGAAAAAGAAUGAGAUAAAAUUAAUAUUUAGAUAAUUAGGUACAAUCAACCCCAAAUUGUCUGGCUAUGCAGUAUUCUGGGUAGUUCCUACAAUUGAAUAAACAUGAAUAAAAAACAAGACAUAUAGACCAAAGUAUAGUAAAUCUGUAGUACAUGGAUAACUUUUUCAUUUUAAAAAUACUUAAAAUCUUAUUGGAUGGAGCUAUAAUGAAUGGGAGUGUAUAUUUUAUUCAAUGGUACAUUAAAGGGACAGUAAAGUAAAAAAACAUAUUUCAUGAUUUAAAUAGGGCAUGUAAUUUUAAACAACUUUCCAAUUUACUUUUAUUACCAAUUUUGCUUUGUUCUCUUGGUAUUCUUAGUUGAAAGCUAAAUCUAGGAGGUUCAUGUGCUAAUUUCUUAGACCUUGAAGCCUCUAAUUUGAAAGCAUUUUGAUAGUUUUUCACCACUAGAGGGCGUUAGUUCAUGUGUUUCAUAUAGAUAACAUUGAGCUCUGGCGCGUGAAGCUCCUAGGAGCCAGCACUGAUUGGCUAAAAAUGCAAGUCUGUCAAUAGAACUGAAAUAAGGGGGCAGUUUGCAGAGACAUAGAUACAAGGUAAUCACAGAGGUAAAAAGUGUAUUAUUAUAACUGUGUUGGUUAUGCAAAAUUGAGGAAUGGGUAAUAAAGGGAUUAUCUACCUUUUUAAACAACAAAAAUUCUGGUGUUUACUGUCCCUUUAAAUGGACAUACAACCAAACAUUUUCCUUCAUGAUUAAGGCAGAACAUACAAUUUUAAAUAAUUUUCCAAUUUACUUCUAAUAUCACAUGUCCUUCAUUCUCAUUGUAUCUUUGUUCAAUAAGAAACAAUGCACUACUGUGAGCUAGCGGAACUGAUUGGGUGAGCCAAUGACAAGAGGCAUAUAUGUGCAGCCACCAAUUAGCAGCAAGGUCCCAGUAGUUCAUGUCUGCUCCUGAACCUACCUAGGUAUAAAUUUCAACAAAUGAUACCAAGUUAACAAAACACAUUAGAUAAUAGAAAUAAAUUGUAAAGUUGUUUAAAAUUUAAAUUCUCUAUCUGAUUCAGAAAGUUUAAUUUUGACUUUACUGUCCCUUUAUGGUUGUUUUGUAUAGCAAUAUCUAAAUGUAAGAUCUCAUUAGAAUCUCACAUUGUAAUUUUAAGUGUUUGGCUUGAAAUAAAGAUUAUAUUUAAUAAUA
Molecule: messenger RNA, 8754 nt
Organism: Bombina bombina (fire-bellied toad)
Lineage: Eukaryota; Metazoa; Chordata; Amphibia; Anura; Bombinatoridae
Gene: MERTK
Product: MER proto-oncogene, tyrosine kinase
Exons: 19
Coding region: 448-3402 (984 amino acids)
Biological process (GO): nervous system development; multicellular organism development; cell surface receptor protein tyrosine kinase signaling pathway
Cellular component (GO): signaling receptor complex
Molecular function (GO): protein binding; transmembrane receptor protein tyrosine kinase activity; ATP binding
Source: RefSeq, a predicted model, not a curated record